Messenger RNA from Cylas formicarius (sweet potato weevil), 1043 nucleotides. RefSeq names its product cell cycle checkpoint protein RAD1 (gene Rad1). The record is from RefSeq and is a predicted model, not a curated record. Gene Ontology annotation, cellular component: nucleus; checkpoint clamp complex. Gene Ontology annotation, biological process: DNA repair; DNA damage checkpoint signaling. The coding region runs from base 101 to 892 and encodes 263 amino acids. The transcript has 4 exons. Gene Ontology annotation, molecular function: 3'-5' exonuclease activity. NCBI's taxonomy places the organism in Eukaryota, Metazoa, Arthropoda, Insecta, Coleoptera, Brentidae.
AAUGGUUAAAACGAUUAAACAUUAACCAUCCAUCUAACCUCAACUCAAUGUGGACCGGGUAGUAGUGGCAGUAAGAAUAAUGUAAUUAUAAAAGCUGAAAAUGUUAUUUUGUGCAGAAUUAACAACUGUAAAAGUAAUAUACAAUGUUUUAAAAUCAAUUACUAUUAAAGAUUUUGCUAUUGUACGGCCCAUGAAGGAAGGUUUAAAAAUUACAGUUGAAGAAAUGAAGUGUAUCGAAACGUCCGCUUAUAUUCCAUGCAAUAUGUUUUCAAUGUAUCAUAUUGAUAAAAAUGAAGAAUGCUUGUUUAAAAUCAAUUUAAAAACACUUACUGAAAUUUUAAACAUAUUUGGAGACGAUGGAAAUUCGAGUCUUAAACUCAGCUAUAAAUCACCUGGAUCUCCUUUAUGCUUAGUUUUAUAUCAUGGUGAGGAAAAUAUCACUGUUGGUUGUGAGAUACGAACAAUGAACUGUGAUGAUUUUGAAAAUCCAAGUUUAGCCGAGGAAUGUGAUUUAAAUAAAAUUGUCAUUAAUGCUAAUAUCUUGCUGGAAUUGCUUCAAAGGCUAGAUAACUCGGCAGAGGAAGUUAAAAUUACCUUCAAUCCACAGCCUCCAAAUUUUAUUUUAAAAACUAGCAGUUUGUCAGGUGAAUCUGAAGUCAAUAUUUCAAAACACUCAGAAUCUGUUACUCUAUUCCAGUGUAAGGAAAAGAUAGAAUCAGUGUAUGCCUUUUCUAAUAUCAGGCACAUUUUAAAAGUGAUGCACUAUGCUAGUAAGGUUGCAAUUUCAACUGGAGAGUCUGGUCUUCUAGGGCUUCAACUUGUUAUAAAUUCAGAUGAUAAUCAGAUGUAUGUUGAGUACUAUGUAACAGCACUUUAUAUUAAUGACCAGUAAAAUUGCAAAUUAGUAAACUUUCUAAGUAAAUUUUUUCAGAGAACUAUCUUCCAGCUAAAUGCCUAUAUGUAACCAAAUAAAAAAUAUUCAUUUUGCAUAUCUUCUAGAAUCUCAUUUAUUUCAAAUAAAUUAAUAACAUGUUUAAAAAUAA